CUUCCCACUUCCUCUAUAUCCACUAGCCGCGAACCUUAACAACAUUAGAGCAAACAAACCAAGCUCUGUUUUUUUUUUUUUUCCUUUCUUUCAUGCUAGAACAGGAAAACCAAAGCAGUGACGCAAAAUGAAGCCCCUUUGCAGAUUCUUGAUUCUCUUAUCGCUAUUUGCUCUGGUGGAAUCGUCAUGCAGCAGUGAAGAAGAGCACGUUUUGGUGUCAAAGGCUUUCAAAUCAGUCUCUGGCUUCGACGCUCACUCCUGGUUUCGAACCAACUGUUCACAAGCUCACAUCACCAGAAUAGUACUUCCAUCCCAAAACCUCACCGGCACAAUCUCCUGGGGCUACCUCAGGAACAUGUCCAACCUUAAGGUUUUCGAUCUCUCAGGAAAUUCCUUACAGGGCCACGUGCCAAGCUGGUUUUGGUCAACUUCAUCCUUGUUGGAAAUAAACCUCUCCGGUAACAGGUUCGGAGGGAGCAUCAUUAUCCACUCCUCCAAACCCACAACACAAAACACCUCGUUUUCAAUUUCAUCCGUUCAAACGCUCAAUCUCUCCCACAACAGGUUCACCAAUUCAAUCCAACUUUCUUCCUUCCACAACCUUAAAAUCCUCGACCUUUCCAACAACAACCUGCGAACACUCCCCACCGGACUCCAAAACCUCUCCAGGCUUCAUCACCUCGAUCUCUCAAGCUGUAAUCUCCAUAGCGACGUAAAGCCAGUUUCCUCUCUUCACUCACUUCGCUACUUGGACUUAUCGAACAACACCUUCACGGGAAAUUUCCCUUUUGAUUUCCCUCCACUCGCCACCCUCGAAUUCCUCAACAUCUCCUAUAACAACUUCACCUCAUCAACUAGCCUAACCAAGUUCAACAGUUUCGGUAAAUCAGCUUUUAUCCACGCUGGCAACAACUUCACCUACGACAGCACCGCGUCCAAAACGACCAACAACAGUAAAAACUCAGCGCAAUCCACCCACAAGAAACAACGGAAGCGAAAAUACAAAACGCUGAUUGCUGCAGCGUCGUCUGCGGGAUUAGCAGUUCUCCUAAUUCUGUUGUCCAUUUGGGUACUCCGCAUUGUUAUUCGGAAGAGGAAGCAACGUGCCAAGAGGAGCAAGUGGGCGAUUUCGAUGCCGGUUCCACUUGGGAUGAACGUGGUGACUAGCAGAGUGGAGAAAUCAGGGCCGUUCGCUUUCGAGACUGAAUCGGGGUCAACGUGGGUGGCUGACCUGAAGGAACCGUCUUCUGCGGCGGUGGUGAUGUUUGAGAAGCCGUUGAUGAACCUUACUUUCAAGGACCUCAUUGUCGCCACGUCACACUUCGGGAAAGACUCGCUGCUGGCGGAGGGAAGGUGUGGACCCGUUUACAGAGCCGUGCUGCCGGGGGACCUCCACGUGGCGAUCAAGGUCCUGGAACACGCUAGAGACGUUGAUCCUGAUGAUUCGGUCGCCACGUUCGUUGACCUCUCAAGACUCAAGCACCCCAACUUGUUGCCCCUCUCCGGUUACUGCAUUGCUGGUAAGGAGAAACUGGUACUGUACGAGUACAUGGCGAACGGCGACCUUGGAAGGUGGCUACACGAGCUUCCAACUGGGGACACCAAUGUAGAGGAUUGGACAAGCGACACGUGGGAGAUACAAAACGGCGCCGUCGACGACGGAUCCCCCGAAAAGAUGGGGUGGCUGACACGACAUCGUAUCGCGGUUGGGAUAGCGCGUGGUCUCGCGUACCUUCACCACGCGCGUUCGAAGCCCGUGGUGCACGGCCACUUCGUCACCUCCAACAUUUUACUCGCAGACGAUUUCGAGCCCCGGAUCUCCGAUUUCGGGUUGCGACAUGACCGGAACCCGAACGGAGGCACAGAGGCCGACGUGUACUGCUUCGGGGCAGCGCUGAUGGAGCUCCUAACGGGGAGGGAGAGCACGGCGGAGACGGUGGCCGCGGCGAGGAAGGCAGUGAGGGAGGGGCAGGGCGUUAGGGUUCUGGACGAGAGGCUCCUGGUGGGUGGUGACUCGGUGGUGAGUGAGAUGGUGGAGACUCUCCGAGUGGCGUUUUUGUGUACGGCGGAACACCCUUGGAAGAGGCCCACAAUGCAGCAGGUUUUGGGUUUGGUGAAAGACAUUCGUCCUCAUGAACAGCAACUCGUGACGAGUUGACUCGUCAACCCUAUAUUUAUUUUAUUUAAUUUUUGGGCGAAAAGCAAAAGUUGAAAAGGACAAAAAGAUGGGCAUGGAGAAGGGGAAGCGGAGAGUAGUUUACUCUUUUUUCUGGGGAGGGGGCAAAGGAGCAGGGAAUCCCACUCAGGAGUUUCCAUAAUUUAUUCGUUUUCUUCUUUUCUUUAUGUGCUCUCUUCACUUUUAAAAUAUACAUAUUUUUUACUUUUUGGAUUUUA
Vigna unguiculata (cowpea) is the source of this 2394-nucleotide messenger RNA. Its product is annotated as calmodulin-binding receptor kinase CaMRLK-like. Lineage: Eukaryota; Viridiplantae; Streptophyta; Magnoliopsida; Fabales; Fabaceae. Gene Ontology annotation, molecular function: ATP binding; protein binding; protein kinase activity. The record is from RefSeq and is a predicted model, not a curated record. Gene Ontology annotation, biological process: protein phosphorylation.